Triticum urartu is the source of this 579-nucleotide messenger RNA. RefSeq names its product pre-rRNA-processing protein TSR2-like. The record is from RefSeq and is a predicted model, not a curated record. NCBI's taxonomy places the organism in Eukaryota, Viridiplantae, Streptophyta, Magnoliopsida, Poales, Poaceae.
AUGUCGGCAUCCACUAGCGGCGGCGGAUCGCUCCCGCCCCAGGCGGCUGCAGCGCUCCAGGAGGGUAUCGGGCUGGUGUUCGGGCGGUGGACGGCACUGCAGAUGGCUGUGGAGAACGAGUGGGGCGGCCCCGACUCCCGCGCCAAGGCCGACCAGCUCGCCGCGUCCAUCCUCUCCUGGUUCACCAACUCCAAGGGCCCAUAUUAUUAUGAGGACUUGGAGGAUAUGAUGUUUGACAGAAUAUAUAAAUCCCUCAAUUCUAACUUUGCGGAUGGUAGCAUUAGGGAGGUUGCUGAACAAUUUUUUAUAAUGCAUGAAGAAUGCCUGGAAAACAACUUUUCAUCGAUUGAGAAAUUAAGGAAUACACGUCCUCAAGGAAAUCUUGUUUCCCAAAGUAGACAGAUGGUAACCGAGGAGGAUGAUGAUAGCUCGGACGAUGGUGAUGAGCCAUCAAUGGGGGAAGAUAAAGCAGCUAGAUCAGAUGAUAUGGCAGUAGAUCAGCCAAAACCUUACAAGCCUACCCCUGGUGCUGAUGGGUGGACUGUUGUGCCUCCUAGGCGUGGCCAAGGCAAGAAUUAA